Molecule: messenger RNA, 1634 nt
Organism: Amaranthus tricolor (Joseph's coat)
Lineage: Eukaryota; Viridiplantae; Streptophyta; Magnoliopsida; Caryophyllales; Amaranthaceae
Exons: 2
Coding region: 559-1443 (294 amino acids)
Source: RefSeq, a predicted model, not a curated record
UUAUAGUUGUAUGGUGGUCUAUAUUUGAGUGUUUUUCAUUGUUUCAUACACAAUUAAUUCAUCUCUUUCUGUUUUAUUACACAAAUAUUCCCAUUUACUCUUAAUUCUUCUUAAUCCUUUUGAUAUAAGUGUCACUUAACAGUUAGAUAUAUUCUUCUAAAUACAUUAAUUUCUUGUAAUGGUGUAGUCAUCUUCACAAUUCUUUGGUCAUAAUUAUUUUACAACAAGAAGUUCAGUAGAUGAAAAACAAAUUGAUUUAUCAAUAUACACUUAUGUUGCAUCCAAGAAUACAACCACAUUUUGUUUUUGGAAGGGAAGUCAAGCAAUUCACAUUCUCUAGAGUCUAGACUUAAUUGAUUGUGAUUGUUUUAUUUAACUGUUGUGAUGUACUCUAACUGUUGAGUUGAGCUCUUAAAUUUUUGAAUAGGAACUGGACUUAAAUACAACUACAUUUGGGAAAAAUUUGUCAGUGAGGGUAAUCAAAUUGUUCAGCCAGCUCUUGAUUCACUCCAAGAUUUGUGCAGCUUUCCUGCUACAACAAGGCAAAUAGAGUAUGACAUGCGUAUUUGUUGGGCCAAGGCGGGGUAUCACAUUCGAGAUGGACCUCUUUUUCUUCAUAAAACUUGGUACAAACAACUUAAGUCAAUGUUCCCCAAUAAAAUUGGAUCUUGGAAGCCUUGGGAUCUAUUAGAACAAGCUUGUGGUUUAGAGGUUAAGAAUCCCCAUAGAUCAAUUAGGAGGGGGUGUCCCUUAUGGAAUGGUACUUAUUAUUGUCUAAACGAGAUACAUAUAGUUGAUGAAGGAGCCAUUAAUGUUGAAUAUAUGAGGAAAUUGUUCAAAAACAAUCGUCCAGUAGUUGCGGUGAUUGAAAUUCGAGCUGACUACCCACGUUACACUGAGAGUCCUUACCUUGGGGUCAAUGAAAAUGGUCAAUUGGAAGAGUUAAUGUAUCAUCCUGAUGGUAAGAGAGUCACACAUGCUGUAGUUUUAGUUGGGGAGUGUGAAGUUGAAGAAGUAAACAUCUACGGCAUUGAUAAGGGUAUCUAUUGGAUCUAUCAAAAUGCCUUAGUAGAGGGACAAGGAGUUGGCACCUCAAGUUUUCUUCCAAAUGGCAUGAGUAUAUUGCAUCCUCGGGUGGUGAUAGAAGUGUAUUUGGGUAUAUCAUACCCACCAAAUGUCCUCGCUCUUCCUGAACAUGCUAAGAAAAUACUUGAUUUUCAAGUUAGGAAGGAGCAUAAGUACAAGAAUGAUUCCAAUGCUUUGAAGAACUACCAAAAUUUGGAAGAAGAAUUAAGAUCAACAAAGGUUCAGCUAGAGGAAUCAGACAAGAAACUUCGACACGAACAAAUGCUCAAUCAUGCGUUGAAGAGGAACCAUGAGAGACAAGUGGAGGCACUAAACACAGAAAUAGCAAGAUUGAAGAGAAAAGCUGGAGAAAGUUGAAAUUGAAGGUAAAUAACUUGUAUGAUCAGAAAUACCUUUUUGAAAAAAUGUAGUACUCAUCUACUUGUGAGCACAUUCACAACUAAAAAACUUGUUUGCAUUUGGUCGUAUAUUUCCUGGUAUAUUCUAUUUAUACAUGUGAAAGCAUUAGGAGAUAUGUGACAACUGGCAACUAUUUUUUUAGGUGUUUA